This is a messenger RNA of Exaiptasia diaphana, 2293 nucleotides long. RefSeq lists its product as uncharacterized. The transcript has 6 exons. Bases 1 to 1302 code for a protein of 433 amino acids. Lineage: Eukaryota; Metazoa; Cnidaria; Anthozoa; Actiniaria; Aiptasiidae. The record is from RefSeq and is a predicted model, not a curated record.
AUGUCUUCGUCAGUUACAUUUACCACAAACCUUGGCAAAGAAUUUCCUGAACCCGUGGUCUUUCUUCCUCUGAACAAAGAGUAUGGUGCACGAGACAUCAGUAAAAGCCACCUACCAACAACGUUUAAAGGUAUUACAUUGGCUCCUGGACCAGAUGGCCAGUCAGAUGGUUCUUAUGCAUUUCCUGGGAACGUAGACGGGUAUAUUGAGAUUCCUAAAUCGCCCAAAACUGACACCAGGUUCAAUGUGUCAUUUUUCACUUGGAUCUUGCACAAAGGCACCUAUGGCCCAGUAUUUAACUAUGAAACAGGCAAUGAAAAUUGGAGCCUCCACGUCUUUAUUCAUAAACCGACAGAAUUAUAUGUGCGGUUAAAYUCUCGAUUUUCUAAAAAUGRUUUUAUAAUUAUCGCACAUAACAUUAGCAAAGAUGCAUGGACAUUCGUUGGAUUUACCUACGACUACAGAGCUAGUAAAAUAAGGCUUUACAUCGACGGAAAGAAAGUAAAGGAAGCUUCGACCAUGAAAUAUCAGCUAAAUACAAUAUACAAAAUUCGCAUCGGUGGAACAAGGAAAAUACACCCAAAGGAUAAAGGGUUCACUGGACGAUUGUCGUGCUUCCAAAUCUAUAACAGAGCACUAACAGAAGAACAAGUGAAGAGAAUCCAGCAAUACUGUGAUAGAAAUGAUAUCAUCAAACCUUGUUUUUACCAUGAAAUACUUGACGUCUCCAAUCGAAUUCUCAACRCAGUAUUUACUGGAGGACAAAUMCCUGACUCGUCCAAACUCAGUCGCACAMACUGGUAUAAAUUUCCUGGAAAACGAAUCCUUUCAUUCUGCCCAACGUCAAGCUCUUGUGGGGCCCAGCCGCCGGGAUGGCUUAACGGACAAUAUCCGUCGCGGGAAGAUGGUAUCAAACAGAUGAGGUUAUGCUACCGAGAGGACUCUGAUUGUUGUUCCUUCAACGUCAGUGUGCUUGUAAGGCAAUGCUAUGGGUAUUACGUGUUCAUGUUUAAUGACGUUCUACCUGAAGGUCGUUUUUGUACUGAACCAGAUCCAAUUGUCUUUGAUGACGUUAUGUUCAUGUCCACCAAUGAUAGAUGCCUUACUGAUCACGUGUUUCACACGGUGGAUAGUGUUGCAGAGCCAUCCAAAUGCGUUAGUUAUUGCUUGAAUUCUGGAAGCAGGUGCAAGUCUGUUAACUAUAUCAACGAGGGGAGCGGCAAGUGCCAGCUUAACAACGCCACAAAGGCUGAAGGWCACCUUCGAGAGGAUUCCAAGUGUUCAUAUUACGACAUUAUUUGAUAAAUUKUAAAGUAGCGAGAGAAAUUUUAUGCACACCGUAGCAUGUUAUGGGAUUCAAGGAUAAGCCAGCAAUAUUUAUUCAUUCAAACUUAGUAAUUUUAUAUUAUAAUCUUAAAGAGAUUUUACUGGUGUAGUUAUAAUAAUAUGAUGACAUUGUACUUGGUGGACAAUGAAAGUCACGCAUAUGUACUCAUGGAUAGCUUUAGUAUAGUAUCAAAACUGCAUGAAAAUUAAUAUUUUACAUAAAUAUACUGCGGUGCUGUAGGUGCACAUAUUAUACAGCCUUGUCUCUACCUCCUCAAUUGGCGGAUAGCAUGAAUCAUUUUUUGGUCUCCAGUAAAAGGACGAUUUCACGAUUUAGUCAGAACUGGCCACCCAUACUGGUCUCCAUAGAAGUCGAGUCRAAGUUUUUUUCGUAUAAGAGAUGUAAAUACAUGUAAUCUAGAAAUGGAAUUUUUUGGCUGAGAGAAGAGGAAUGAUUUCUGGUAGUAAUCAAUUUUUUUGGCUCUGCCCAGCCCUGUCUGAUAAAUACCAUCUAAAUUAACACUUUAGCCCGAAAAGUGUCAAGGGUUUUGUCCAAGAUUGAAGAUUAAACUAUAUAUAURCUUUAUAAGCGCAUUAAUAUUUCAUUAUGUACAUAUUAGUCCAAUGAGGGAUUUGGUCAGUCCAUUGUUAAGUAUGUUCAGGCAAUUGGCYCUCUAUGAUAGGUCGCCACCUGUGAGACCAUUCAACACUAUUGCAGUAACGAAAACAAAAUCGCAUCAGAGACCUUUAAUUUGCUAGGUUCGAAUCAAAUAAAGAAUCUAUGUAUUGAUUAUAAGAAAGAUGGCGUGCUCUCCAUGUGAGAGAGAUUAAUUUUCACAAUUUUCACUAUUGCAGUAAAUUGCGAUGGCUUAAUUACGACUGAACUCGAUAGAGAACUUAUUUGACAAUUGCUGUCUUGUAUUUCAUGUUAUUUGACAAUUGUUGUCAUAAAUUUCAUGUUUAUUCA